AUGGCCAAGGCCUCAAGGGUAGGAACGACGCCUUCCCUCUGCAGCCUCCUGGAUGAUAUUGUCAUAUGGGAGAUUCUCGUCCGCCUGCCCCCCAAAGCCCUCCUUCGCUGCCGCGCUGUCUGUCGUGCCUGGCAUAGCCUCACCUCCACCCGGGACUUUCUCCUCGCCCACCAUGCCUGUCAGCCCGCCCUCCCCCUUCUUAACAACGGUGAUUAUGUAGACCUCAUCAACGACUCCAUUGACAUCUGCUGCUUCAACAAUCGGGCAGGUCUGGCUGCCCCCAGCCAACUCCAAUCCGUCGCCUUAUUGAACUUGGCCGAUGGCUUCGCCUUCUCUUAUCUGGUUGCCUCCUGUGAUGGCCUCCUCAUCUUUUGCAACGACGAUGUCGACUUCUUUAUAUGCAAUCCGACAACUCGUCAGUAUGCUCCCCUCCUGCUGCCUACGGAUCGUAGGUGGACGCUCCUGGGAAUGUACCCUCACAUCCCUACCGGCGAGCAUAGACUACUGCUCCACUCGUACAAGCGUUACCUAGCCAAUGAGCUAGCACCUCAAUUUGCAUGCCACGUCUUAUCGUUGGGCUCUGGCCAGCCAGCGAGGCGCAUUGGGUGGCCAGUUGAGAUUAUGCCGGAAUUUGACCCACAUGUACUAUUCCGUGGUAACCUGCAUUGGUUCCCGUCGCAUGAUGACCGUGAAAGCAAGAUGAUAACGGUGUUUGACACCACAUCUGAGUCGUUCCAGGAGAUGCGUGCUCCUGUUGUUACUGACUACACUCACCUGUUUGAGAUAGACGACAAGAUCGGCAUGGCCACCAUGGAUUUUAAGACAACCAUUGAUAUUUGGAUGUUGCAAGACUAUGAAAGGGAGGUCUGGGCCUUCAAUUGCCGGAUUGAAUUACCUAUUGCGGAGAUCAGGGGGGCAUUGCGACAAGUAUGA
This is a messenger RNA of Aegilops tauschii subsp. strangulata, 933 nucleotides long. Its product is annotated as F-box protein At5g49610-like. Gene Ontology annotation, molecular function: protein binding. NCBI's taxonomy places the organism in Eukaryota, Viridiplantae, Streptophyta, Magnoliopsida, Poales, Poaceae. The record is from RefSeq and is a predicted model, not a curated record.